GUCGUCGUUCAUGUUGGCUCUCCGUUGCUGCAGCAGCUUCCAACAUGUGGGAGAAAAUCGUAGACUUGGUGCUUUUCUUGCGUCGUUUCAUGCUGCUGAUCGUGUUGCUGUUUUGUUGGUCAGCCAUUCAGGGUAAACCCUGGUUCUUCUUCCUGUCACUGCUGCUCUUGUCGGUCGUCAAGCUCUGAAGAUGCUGGCAGCCGUCACUAGAAGAGGUUCGGGGCUAAACCCCAGCCUCUUGUCGCGGUCGUCGUCCUCGUCGUGGUCUGUCGUGUGUCGCGCCCAGACGAGCGGGGAUUGCUCUCGCACUCCUCCAUCGACAUCCGCGAAUGGAGUCGUUCGAGAGGGAGCCGAUCGGAGCUCCGAAAGUGGGGUUUUAGGGUUCGGACAGCGAUUUUUGGGCCAAUUCUCGUCGAGAUCGAGCAAUGCCCAACAAUCGCCGGUCGAAGGGUGUAAGAUCAGUGGCGUGCCCUCAAGUUGGAGUCACUCGGGGCCCAUGCGGCUGAAUCAAGUUCGAGGGUUCAUUCAGUUGAAGACGAAUUUGGAGGUGGCGGACAAUUCCGGAGCGAAGCGAGUCCAAUGCAUAAAGGUGAUGAAGGGAUCGAACGCAGCCAAAAUUGGCGACAUCAUCAUGGCGUCCGUGAAGGACGCCCAACCUCGAGGCAAGGUGAAGAAAGGUGAAGUGGUGACUUGCGUGGUCGUGCGUGCCGCAACUCAGAAACUGAGAAGAGAUGGAAGCGAGAUCAAGUUCGACAAAAACGCCGUCGUUCUGGUGAACAAGCAAGGCGAACCCAUCGGCACUCGAAUCUUCGGCCCUGUACCGCACGAACUCAGGCGACGCAAGUUGGUGAAAAUCUUGACAUUGGCUGAGUACGUUGCCUGAGCAGCAGCAGAGUCUACCCGGCGUUCGCCAAUUAUCUCAGCAGUCGAUGAGCAGUCGAUGAUCGGGUUCUGAGUUGAACCCUUUUUAAUUAGGUCACCGGUCGGUGUCAUUCUUAUGCAGAGGGUGCCCAUUGCUCCUACCUUCGCAGAUACCCUUUCACCCACGGAAGUUAUCGUCUUUAUCGUCAGAUGUACAUGUGGGAAGCAGGUUGCAUGCGGAAGCAUGUUAUGCUAAGUUUUGUGUUGAUCCUUUUGGCUGCGGUCAUAAUUGAUAUUUCAUUUAAAUGUCUAUGAUUCCUAUUCAACUCAAUGUGAAAGCAGUAUUGGCCGGAA
Molecule: messenger RNA, 1215 nt
Organism: Marchantia polymorpha subsp. ruderalis
Lineage: Eukaryota; Viridiplantae; Streptophyta; Marchantiopsida; Marchantiales; Marchantiaceae
Source: the annotation of a GenBank genome assembly